Sitophilus oryzae (rice weevil) is the source of this 2251-nucleotide messenger RNA. It is a transcript of the gene dnr1, whose product is annotated as E3 ubiquitin-protein ligase MYLIP-A. Gene Ontology annotation, cellular component: cytoskeleton. Gene Ontology annotation, molecular function: ubiquitin-protein transferase activity. Lineage: Eukaryota; Metazoa; Arthropoda; Insecta; Coleoptera; Curculionidae. Gene Ontology annotation, biological process: ubiquitin-dependent protein catabolic process. The coding region runs from base 201 to 1487 and encodes 428 amino acids. The record is from RefSeq and is a predicted model, not a curated record. The transcript is spliced from 7 exons.
GCGCACCGCACCAGGCCUCGCUCGAUUAAAAACAUACCAGCUGUUGACUAGCAUGGAAGUGCUUUAUUCUAUAAUUAUUGAUAUCCGCGAGUUCUCUCAAAGAAUAAUUAAUUUAGCAUAGACUAAUUCCUGUUUUUUAACUCUAAUCAAUCAGAGUUAAACGUGUCUUCGAUAAUAAUUCAGAAAAGCCUGUCAUCAAAAUGUGGUGUUUGAUCAGUCAAGCCAAUUCAGUUGUCUUUGAAAUAAGGGUCGAUCCUAAGUCCAUUGGACAGGAAUGUCUUGAGAAGAUAUGCGAUCAUUUAGGAAUAUCAAACGAAUCGGAUUAUUUCGGCCUGAAAUAUGAGAAUACCAAAGGCGAAGAACUAUGGCUAAAUCUUCGAAACCCAAUAGACAGACAAGUAAACAUCCAUGGUAAUACUACUCCUUUACGUUUAGGACUUAGAGUUAAAUUUUGGGUUCCUCCACAUCUUUUACUCCAAGAAAGUACUAGGCAUCAAUUUUAUCUACACGCCCGUGCUGACCUGAUAGCUAAACGUUUGCUGGCCAGUGAUUGGUCUACAGCCUCUAAAAUAAUGGCACUCAUAGCCCAAGCAGAAUCCAGUGAUUAUGAUUCGAUUCAUCCACCACAUAAUACAUACAUGCAGGUUUCAACAAUAAGUACACAUGACCAUUCCACGAAACCAAACAACUUACUUCAACAAGUUAUCAAGGAACAUAAAAACCUGAAAGGCAUGAAAAGGACUACAGCUGAAUAUUGGUUGUUGAAAGAGAUUGCGCAAUUUGAGUCAUUUGGUGAAGAACUAUUUACCAAAAUCCAAGGGAAUAUCUAUCUUGGAGUAGGACCUCAUGGAAUUACUAUUUACGAAAAAAACAGUGAUGAAAAACAAUUAAUAUCGUUUACAAACAUAAUCAGCGCAUCCUCUCAUAGAAGAAUUUUCAAACUUGAAUACUACGAUUGUGAUACUAAAGAAACGGUUUUGGAACUCAAACUUGAUUCCUGUCACAAUGCCAGUAGUCUGUACCGCGCUAUUACAGAAAAGCAUGCAUUUUACAGCUGCGAAACAGUACGCAGUGCUGUAACAACCCAAUUUAUCAGGGAUCUAAAAGGUACCAUCGUUUCAAUUUUCAACGAAGAUUCGACUUUGGGCAAAAAAUAUGUUUUUGACAUCAGAAGAACGUGCCGGGAGGUGUAUGAUAAUGCCAGGAGAGCCAUCUAUCAGGAAAGCCAAGCAAAACUUGCUCUGGAUGCCGAACACAUGAGCGCCUCUAAUCUUGAAGGAGACCGCUGCAAAGACUCUGAAGAGAAAUUAUCAAGAUUCAUCGAAGCUAUGACCUGUAAAAUCUGCAUGGACAAUCGCCUAGAUUGUGCUUUCAUGCCUUGCGCGCAUGUCGUAGCUUGCUCCACCUGUUCAGCACGUAUUGACCGAUGUCCACUCUGUAGGACGGAGAUCAAACAAGUCCAAAAACUCUACAUGCCCACGUGGUAAUAGAGAAAAUGCACACCUAAUAUAGUAUUAUCCAAAACACGUUAAGUUUGAGACAAUCUUCAAUUUGUUACUUCUCAACUUGUGAUUUUUAUUAUUAGUCUUUCUCAUAUUGAGAUGAUUAUUUUCUUAUUUUACUGUGUAAAUAUUUUGAUUUGAACUGCUGUGUAUUGAGGAACCUUCUAUUUUUGCUGUUUCCUUUUUUCUAAUCUCGACUUAGAAGGACUCAAUAAGAUACUUCGACAAUAGAUAUGAUUAUUAAAUAUCUGAAGAAAUCUAUGUAUAUUUAGUCAUAAAUAAUCAAUGCAACUAUUUGUAUAAGUUUAGGUAUUGAUAGAUAUUUUGUAUUAAUCGAUGUUUAUAUUUAUAUAUAUCUAUAAACUGUCAUACAGGGUGUGCCAAAAGCUCGAAACACAUGGACAAAUUUUAUACAUAUUUUAAAUUUUCUUAUUUGUUGCGAACUUUUUGGGGACCCUGUAUAUCUCUCCCCAACUGUGUUAGUAGAUUUAAAUUUAUUUUUUAUGUGAUAAUUAUGAAUUAAGUUUUUUACUGUCGAAAAGUAUAGAUUUAUUUAAUUGUUGAAUUGGCUAUAAAACUAAAAUAACUAAGUGACCCUUGCUUUAAAAAAAAUAAUUUAUUGUGAUACAUGUUUAGAUGAAAAAAUGACCAAAUUUAUCUUUACUGUUAAUUAUGAUGGGUAUGUAGAAAUGUGUUUUCUUGACUUUUCUUGAAAAAAUAGUUUGGCCAAAUAAAAUACUUAUUAAAUA